Molecule: messenger RNA, 1071 nt
Organism: Haemonchus placei
Lineage: Eukaryota; Metazoa; Nematoda; Chromadorea; Rhabditida; Trichostrongylidae
Source: the annotation of a GenBank genome assembly
AAAUUUAUUGGGAAUAUCGAUACAAUUGUAUGCAUAUUUUUAGGUGAUUCACCCACACGAGGCAUUUUGAAAAAUGGUAAAAGUGCGCCACAGGAAAAGAAGAAACACCUAGAAGGAGAGAUAAUGAACGAGGAAAGGGUACCCGAUAUGCAACUAGGAAAAUGUCGAUACGUUCGACUGCACGACAAUGUGAACUAUGUCGCGGCUGGCAUCAUUCUCCGAGGAGAAGGCCCCAAGACGGAGGUGCUGCUCAUUCAGGAGGCAAAGAAAACGUGUUACGGCAAAUGGUAUAUGCCCGCGGGCCGGGUGGAAGCCGGUGAAACACUUGAGAAUGCUGUAAAACGAGAAGUUCGAGAAGAGUCUGGGUACGAGUGUGAUGUUAUCGAGCUAUUAUCUUUAGAGGUUCAAGGCAGUGGUUGGUAUCGAUUUUCGUUCUUCUGCCAAAUAGCAAGUGGUGAAUUGAAAACAAAACCGAAUCAAGAGUCGCUAGGUGCUCAGUGGUGGUUAGUCGACGAUGUACUGGCUAAAAAACUAAGCUUAAGGGUCAAGGAUUUUCUGCCUUUGAUUGAACAAGGACUGGCGUACAGAGAAGCGCUCCAUACGGACCUUCCGCGGAUUCUUCCGCUCAAUAUCAAUGUUCCUGGAUUGUUUAUAGAGUUUAUGAUUGUACGCCACAGUUUAGACGAAUCUCGAACAGAAGUCCUUGUUCACAAAUCCAUCAAAGAUGAAAAUAUGCUUAUCGAACACGAGCAGCCCUUCCCUACUGUUGAAUUUGGCUUCGAGUACUUCUUUGCGAUGGUUGUAUCGAAAGUCUAUAGGCAUCUUCUUGAAGAGGGAGGCAAUGUCGUGUUUGCGCCGUCGCACGUCGUUCGAAUCAAGUGUCAUCCCAAUCCACUACAAUCUUUAGCCCAUGGUAUUUCGGUCCGGUUAUACUGCCAACACAAGAAAAGUGCUACAAAAGCAGUGAUACGAAGUCCUCGGUACCAUUGGAUACCGGUUGAGAGCAAAUCGAUACGCGAACAAUUGUACAUGGAGAAGAAUCAAUAUCGUCCAACUUUAAGGAUGAUCUAG